Messenger RNA from Dentiscutata erythropus, 308 nucleotides. The record is from the annotation of a GenBank genome assembly. NCBI's taxonomy places the organism in Eukaryota, Fungi, Glomeromycota, Glomeromycetes, Diversisporales, Gigasporaceae.
AUGGACUUCGUUUCAAACUUGGAUAUUGUUAAUGCACCUCAACUAUUGAAACCAUUAAUUGCCAAGUGUUGGGAUGAUAAUCCUUUAUUUCGUCCAGAAGCCCAUGAAUUAUUUCCUCUUUUUAGAAAGUGGUAUUAUCGUUAUGAUCCGAAUUCAGAACUUAACCAGCAAUAUCAACAAACGAAUGUUGCAGGAGAAUCAUUAACAUUAAGUAACCUAACUUAUAAAACACAUCCGCAAGACAUUUAUAUCAGUCAAAUGCAUGAUUUAAAUUUAAUUUCUGAAAAAUUUAACGUUGAAGAUAAUGA